Molecule: messenger RNA, 504 nt
Organism: Aspergillus terreus NIH2624
Lineage: Eukaryota; Fungi; Ascomycota; Eurotiomycetes; Eurotiales; Aspergillaceae
Exons: 1
Coding region: 1-504 (167 amino acids)
Biological process (GO): tricarboxylic acid cycle; carbohydrate metabolic process
Cellular component (GO): mitochondrial matrix
Source: RefSeq, a predicted model, not a curated record
AUGGCUGGCUUGGUUGACGCAUCCACUGGCCGUCCGGACCCGGUCACGCAAACCUGCUUCCGCCGCUUUGGCAUGGGCAAUUCUGACCAUGGAUUGGCGCUUUCUACCUUUUCAGCCCUUGUGACAGGAUCCUCCCUCGCCGAUCCCAUCUCCUGCAUGAUCGCUGCAGUGACGUCGGCGUACGGACCUCUUCAUUUCGCUGCUACAGAGACUGUCCAGAGGACUUUACGGGAAAUUGGGACAGUCGAGAACGUUCCUGCGUUUAUUGACAAAAUCAAAAGAAGCAAGAGCAAGCUGUUUGGCUUUGGCCACCGCAUGUACAAGGGCAUCGAUCCGCGCGUGCGCAUGAUACACUCAGUUGUGAAAGACUUGACCCCUGCCUCAGACCAGCUGAAGAUUGCGGAGCGCCUGGAAGAGCUCACUUCGAGAGAUGAAUAUUUUCAGAAGAAAGGCCUGUAUCCCAACGGGGACCUGUACGGUAACCUGGUGUUUACCGGGCUGUGA